Messenger RNA from Yamadazyma tenuis ATCC 10573, 684 nucleotides. NCBI's taxonomy places the organism in Eukaryota, Fungi, Ascomycota, Pichiomycetes, Serinales, Debaryomycetaceae. The record is from RefSeq and is a predicted model, not a curated record.
AUGUUUCAAUCACAAACUGUACAACUCGUCACCUCGUAUUUCUGGAAGUGGGAUGAGUACUUGGCUGAAAGACUAGCCAGUCAUCUGUUCACCAAAAACUUGUUGGUGACCCAAAGCGGCAGGUAUAUUAGUGAAUUCAUCCUUGUGUUCUCUGUACUCCUUUUGUCAUACGAGAUCACUUAUUGGACCGGAAUCUACCUUGGGUGGUGGGAGUACCACGCAAAGGACAUUUUCAAAGAAAUACCUGUGCAUUGUGCCCAUGUGUAUGUUCAGUUGAACGUUGCAAAGAGAAAUAACUUGGAUAAGGUGGAUCAUUUCUAUAACCUCAAAUUCAAAUCCAAAUAUAACAUAUUGAAUUGGAAAACAUUAUCGGAGGCCAAGAAAGCCGCAUUUGAGAGAGAGGACUUCAUCAAGUACCACUUUGAGUUCAGUCCCGAAGAUUUCGAGAUGAACGAUGACCCCGAAUACGGUUCGACUAUUGACCAUUUGCGGAGAAAGAUUCUCGAUCUCUUUAAUUCUUCCGAUUUGUACGACCCUUACAAGUCCGAGUUUCUCUCAAGAGGCAACGUAUACAUUUACAACAAGCGUUGUACAAAGCUAGGAAGAGAGAAAGACAAUGACUAUCUAGCCAAGUGUGGAAUUGAAACUGGUGAUGUGAUAGACUGUAUAGUGCUAUAUCCAUAA